AUGCGCACAACCGGGCGGGUGGCGUGCGCGGCGAUGCUGGUGGUGCAGGGAGUUUCAGCCUUCUCCUCCUCCUCCUCCUCCUCCCUCACAGCGUGUAGCUCCCGCCUGUCUUUGCUGUGGGCGUCAGGGUCCCACAAGACGCUGGUGGCGCGACCGCCUGUCAUGCUGUCUCGUGGCCCGGCGUUGAUGUUCAAGCAAGCGAAGUCACGAGGCUUCUUGUGGGAGCGGAGGAUGCUCAGAUGCCCUCCUGGCUCUCUCCGACUUAGCGUUACCCUCAUGCAUGAGAACGAGGAAGGGGAUCAGGAUCAGGAAGCGGAUGAGGGGGAUGAGGACGAGUCAGCGAUGUCACUCGAAGAGCAAUAUGCGGAUAUGGCUUCGAAGGUCAAAGUUUGCUAUGAGGAUGAUGAUUUGCUGGUUGUCAGCAAGCCUGGUAACCUUCUGGUACACAAGUCUUAUGUUUCUCGUCAAGACAAGGUCUUUCUUCUACAGAUUGUUCGAGAUCUAGUCAAGAAACAAAUCUACAUGGUGAACCGACUGGAUCGCGCGACCUCGGGAUUGGUCCUGUUUGCUAAAAAUUCUGAGAUGGCAGCUCUUGCACAGAAAGCGUUGUACAACGCUCAGAAACAAUACAUUUGCAUUGUGCGUGGGGUACCUGAAAAAGAUGAAUUUGUUUGCGACAAACCUUUAACCGAUAGAGACAGCAAGGACAGGACGGUCAGAGAAUGCAAGACCAGCUUCCAGCGGCUAGCGAGUUUUGAGGUUGAGAUUGACGAACCGCUCAUGGUGAAGAUGGAGGAUGGGACUUGGAUCGAGGAGUCCAGCAUAUCAGGAGAGGAGAAGAGAUUCACGCGCAACGUGACGGUCUCGAUCCUCAAGGCAACCCUGUACACAGGACGGAGACAUCAGAUCCGGAGACACCUGCAGGACCUGCAGCUGAACAUUCUGGGCGAUACCUCCUACGGCAAAGGAAGAAUCAACACAGCCUUCCGGGAACAGUAUGGACUACCGAGGCUGUGCUUGCAUGCUUGGAGGCUUUCGCUACUGCACCCUGUCAAGAACCAGGAGGUUAUCGUAGAGGAACCGAUUCCACAAGACCUUCGACUAUUUUUACAUAACCUUCCAAGCGCCCCCAAACAGAUUAUUGAUACAGUAUGA
Guillardia theta CCMP2712 is the source of this 1155-nucleotide messenger RNA. RefSeq lists its product as hypothetical. The transcript is spliced from 8 exons. Gene Ontology annotation, biological process: pseudouridine synthesis. Gene Ontology annotation, molecular function: pseudouridine synthase activity; RNA binding. Lineage: Eukaryota; Cryptophyceae; Pyrenomonadales; Geminigeraceae. The record is from RefSeq and is a predicted model, not a curated record. The coding region runs from base 1 to 1155 and encodes 384 amino acids.